Messenger RNA from Hirsutella rhossiliensis, 3972 nucleotides. Its product is annotated as fungal specific transcription factor domain-containing protein. Gene Ontology annotation, cellular component: nucleus. Bases 1 to 3972 code for a protein of 1323 amino acids. The record is from RefSeq and is a predicted model, not a curated record. Gene Ontology annotation, biological process: DNA-templated transcription; regulation of DNA-templated transcription. Gene Ontology annotation, molecular function: DNA binding; zinc ion binding; DNA-binding transcription factor activity, RNA polymerase II-specific. NCBI's taxonomy places the organism in Eukaryota, Fungi, Ascomycota, Sordariomycetes, Hypocreales, Ophiocordycipitaceae. The transcript is spliced from 4 exons.
AUGGCCGCCUCUCACUUCAACGGCUUUUCCCUUCCCUUCACCUCCUUGCCCGACCAGUCUCCUCCCCUCAGCUUCGACGACGACUAUUCCCACCACAAGCAACAACAACAACGACAACACCAGCAGCAUCGCCAUCCCCCGGCCUCCCAUGCCAUGGCCGCGCCCGCCUUGCGCGCGAGCUCCGAGAACCGCAGAUCGAGCCCCGGAACCUCGGACGAGAGCACCCAGGAUCGCAACUCGCCCACCGCAAACUCCUUCGAAGACCCGGCCGCCGACGACUUCGCCCUCCGCGGCCGCGGCGACGGCACCGACCUCGGCGGCAGGGCCCAUGACGACAAGAACGGCGCCACGCCCGCAUGGAGCGAGCUCAAGACAAAGGCCGGCAAGGACCGCAAGCGCCUGCCGCUUGCCUGCAUCGCAUGUCGUCGCAAGAAGAUACGCUGCUCGGGCGAGAAGCCCGCCUGCAAGCACUGCAUGCGCUCCCGCAUCCCCUGUGUCUACAAGGUCACCACCCGCAAGGCCGCGCCCCGCACCGACUACAUGGCCAUGCUCGACAAGCGCCUCAAGCGCAUGGAGGAGCGCAUCAUCAAAAUCGUCCCAAAGGCCGACCACGAAGGCUCCCCACCCGUCGUCCGCGCCGUCGUCAAGCCCUCAAUGCCGGGUGCUGGCCCCCCCACCAGGCAGCCGGCCUCGAGGAAGCGCGGCCUCGACGAGGCCUUUGGCGCCGAUCUCGAGGCUUGGGUCAAGGCCCCAUCCAAGCCCAAGCUCCCCGACGUCGCCGCCGACGAAUCUGCCUCCGUCGAGGUUCAAGAAGAGGAAGAGAACAAGCUCUUCCGCGAAGGUAUCGACGCCUUGCCGUCCAAGGACGUCCAGGAGCACCUCGCCGAGGUCUUUUUCGAGAAGGUCUAUGGCCAGGCCUAUCAUCUCCUCCACAAGCCGAGCUACAUGCGCAAGCUGAGGAACGAUGCGCUGCCGCCCGUGCUGGUCCUGUCCGUCUGCGCCGUGGCAGCACGCUUCACGCCCAAUCCCAAGAUCAGCCCGACUCCGCGCCAGUUCCUCCGCGGAGAAGAAUGGGCCUCGCGCGCUCGAGACAUCUGCACCAGGAGAUAUGAGUGGCCCAACAUCACCAUCUUGACCUGCCUCCUGAUCCUGGGCCUGCACGAAUUCGGAACCUGCCACGGCGGUCGCAGCUGGGCGCUGGGGGGCCAGGCCAUCCGCAUGGCAUUUGCCCUCCAGCUGCACAAGGACCUCGAGUACGAUCCGCUGUGCCGCACCGCCAAGAUGCCGCUGAGCUUCGUCGAUCGCGAGAUUCGCCGGCGAAUCAUGUGGGCGUGCUUCCUGAUGGAUCGCUUCAACUCGUCCGGGUCUGAUCGGCCCAUGUUUAUCAAGGAAGAGUCCAUCAGGAUUCCGCUGCCCGUCGGCGAGAGAUAUUUUCAGCUCGACAUGCCCGUCCAGACGGAAUCUCUCGACGGCACCGCGCCCCCGCCCGACUCGUGCCAAGGGGACAGGCAGCUGGUCCCGGCGAAAGAGAACAUGGGCGUGGCUGCCUUCACCAUCCGAUCCAUAGCCAUCUGGGGGCGCAUCAUCACCUACCUCAACCAGGGCGGCAAGGAGAUGGAUUCGCACCCCAUGUGGAGCCCCGAGUCCGACUACGCCAAGCUCGUCAACGACAUCGACACCUUUACCCGCACCCUUCCCGCGAGCUUUCAGUACACGCCGGACAAUCUCGACCUGCAGAUUACCGAGAAGACGGCAAGCCAGUUCCUCCUCUUGCAUCUGUCGAUCCAGCAGAACACGCUCUUCUUGAGUCAGGCGGGCGUGACCUUCGCCAAUGGCCGGGCCGGGCUGGAGGCGCCCAGGGACUUUCUGUCCCACGUCGGCGCCCGAACCUUUACCGCCGCCAACCGGAUAUCGGAGAUACUCAGGGACUCGGAGCAGUCCCAGUGCUGCGUCUCGGCGCCCUUUGCCGGCUACUGUGCUUUCUCCUCGACAACGAUACACAUCAUGAGCAUCUUCUCCGGCAGCCCGGCUGUCAAGGCCGCGGCCGAGGCCAACUCGGGCGUCAACAUCCGGUUCCUGCGCAAGACGACGCGGUACUGGGGCAUGUUUCAUUGGAUGGUGGAGAACAUUCGCACGCAGUAUCGCAACGCCAUGAACGCGUCUCGGUCGGGCACGCCCAACGGCGACGGAUCUGCCGCCUCUUCCAUCAUCCAUUACGGCGACUGGUUCAGCAAAUACCCACACGGUGUGUCUGACGCCGACUUCCUGGAUCCCACCAUUAACAAGAAGAAGGAAAAGGGCGAGGAUGCCGUGCUGGAGCAAAAGCCCGAGCUGCAGUCGGUCGAGGAGUUCUUCACGACCCUGUCGCCGUCGCUGAAUGCCGAGGCCAAGGAUACACAGCGGGGCGGUCCGUCUAAGCGGAGGCAAAUGACCAAGAGGCCGGGCGAAGCGGGCCCAGGGGCGGGUGCCAACGGCGGAGAGUCACUGAAGUCCGAGGCAGCCGCUCAACCCGUCGGUGGACGUCCUGGGGCCAGCCAAGAGGGCUCCGCUCGACAACAACCGCCGCCGCCGCCGUCGCAACCGAAAAGGCAGCAGCAGCCACAGCAGCAGCAGCUGCCGCGGAGGUUCUCGGCGUCUUUGGGUGGCCAGACGAGUGGGCCGGCUACCAUCAGUCCUCUGGGCAUGCCGCAGUCUCAGCCACAGUCGUACUCGUGGGUGUUGCAGCAAAUCACCCAAGCCAUGCCCGAGGCAGGAGGCGAGGCCAAGUCUCCCAAGACGAGCCGCCGUCUCCGCACCGCGGACAACGAGACGCCUCCGCGGCAGGUGCGCUUCGACGAGUCGAGCAAGAAGUCGACGGCGUCGAUUGCCAGCGGCAACGCCGUCGCCGAGGGCAACCAGCCGGAGAGCUUCCCUGCGCUCGGCGGUGCUGCUGCCACGGCCUGGUACACGGCCGCGGACCCGACGCGUAGCAUCAGCUUUGCAGGCCAGCCGCCCGUUCACGUCAACAACGCGGGCCCCAGCAUCGCCAACCCGCCGCCUCCUACGCCCUACCCUCUUCACCACCUCCACCACCUGCACCACCACCACCACAACAACCUCCACCUGCCUCACCUGCCUCACCUGCCUCACCACCCCGUCACCUUCAUCGGACAGCAGCAGCAUCCCGUCAACAUGGCCGACUACGCCAACACCGCCGCGCCCCCCAUGGGCGUCAACUUCCAGCCGCCCGUCCCGGACACCACCUUUGGGCCCAUCCCGCACCUCUACGUGCCUCGCUUCGACCCGGUCCCCCAGGGCGUCCAAGUCGGUCUUCCUCCUUCCAUCCACUAUGUUCCCCUCGUCGCUCCUUGCCCUGCGCCGCGCAUGGAGCCCUCGGCCGCCACCUUUUCCGUCUUGGUCCCCAGGACGUUUUACACGGGCGGGUAUCCCUAUUAUGCAAGUGCCAACCGAUAUUUAUUACCCCCUUUCCAGCCCCAGGCCGCCCCUGUUGGCCAGCCCAACUACGUCGUCGCCCCGCAGCAGCAGGGCUUCGUCUCUCCGGGCCAUCAGCAGCAGCAGCCCAUCAUGAUCAACGGACAGGCCUACUUCCCCGCCGCUCCGGCCGCGGGCGGUGGUGUCGGCCAGCCGUUUAUCGGCCCGACCAUGGUGCAGGGGCCCAUCCCCGUCGUCGCGCCCGGCGGCGGCGGACCGGCGGUGCCCUUCAUGGCAGGUAAUGGAAACAAUCCCGAAGUGUCUGGCCUCGGGCGCACCCCCAACGAGGAGAUGCUUCGGCAGAUCCAGUUUGCGCACCAGAACAAGCUCUUUGAGCCCCAGGACUUCAAGCCCGGGGACGAUGACCCCAGCCGCUUCUAUUACGUUCGCGAGGUUGACGGCAACUGGACCCAGCGCAACCGCUAUACUAUUGACCGCAUGUCGUGCCGCUGGUACGUCACCGACGAAGGAUGGUUCUACGCCGUGCGUCUCCCCGACUAG